AUGGGCGAGGUGACGGCAGAGGAGGUGGAGAAGUUCCUGGACUCCAAUGUCGGCUUUGCCAAAAAGUACUACAACCUCCGCUAUCGGGCCAAGGUCAUCUCGGACCUCCUGGGGCCCAGGGAGGCAGCCGUGGACUUCAGCAACUACCACUCGCUGAGCAGCGUGGAGGAGAGUGAAAUCAUCUUCGACCUCCUGCGGGACUUUCAGGAGAAUUUGCAGGCCGAGAAAUGCAUCUUCAACGUCAUGAAGAAGCUGUGUUUCCUCCUGCAGGCAGACCGCAUGAGCCUGUUCAUGUACAGGGCCCGAAAUGGCAUUGCGGAGCUGGCCACCCGGCUCUUCAAUGUCCACAAGGAUGCUGUCCUCGAGGAGUGCCUGGUGGUGCCCGACUCAGAGAUCGUGUUCCCCCUGGACAUGGGAGUGGUGGGCCACGUCGCACUCUCUAAAAAGAUCGUGAACGUCCCCAACACAGAGGAGGAUGAGCAUUUCUGUGACUUCGUGGACACCCUCACAGAGUAUCAGACCAAGAAUAUCUUGGCUUCUCCCAUAAUGAAUGGGAAGGACGUGGUGGCCAUAAUCAUGGCUGUGAAUAAAGUGGACGGGCCCCACUUCACCAAGAGAGAUGAAGAGAUUCUUCUCAAGUACCUCAAUUUUGCAAAUAUAAUCAUGAAGGUGUUCCACCUGAGUUACUUGCACAACUGUGAGACUCGGCGCGGCCAGAUACUACUGUGGUCUGGGAGCAAAGUCUUUGAAGAACUUACGGACAUUGAGAGGCAGUUCCACAAAGCCCUGUACACAGUCCGAGCCUUCCUCAACUGUGACAGAUACUCCGUGGGGCUCUUGGACAUGACCAAGCAGAAGGAAUUUUUUGACGUGUGGCCAGUCCUGAUGGGUGAGGCUCCACCCUACUCUGGUCCCAGGACUCCAGAUGGAAGGGAAAUCAACUUUUACAAGGUCAUUGACUACAUCCUGCAUGGCAAAGAAGACAUCAAAGUCAUCCCGAAUCCACCUCCGGACCAUUGGGCUUUAGUGAGCGGCCUUCCCACUUACGUUGCCCAAAAUGGCCUGAUUUGCAACAUCAUGAAUGCACCUGCAGAGGACUUUUUUGCAUUCCAGAAAGAGCCUCUGGAUGAGUCCGGAUGGACGAUUAAAAAUGUCCUUUCUAUGCCAAUUGUGAACAAGAAGGAAGAAAUUGUUGGGGUGGCCACGUUUUACAAUCGCAAAGAUGGGAAACCCUUUGAUGAAAUGGAUGAGACCCUCAUGGAGUCUUUGACUCAAUUCCUGGGCUGGUCUGUCUUAAAUCCUGACACUUAUGAGUCAAUGAACAAACUUGAAAACAGGAAGGAUAUUUUCCAAGACAUGGUGAAAUAUCAUGUGAAGUGUGACAAUGAAGAAAUCCAGAAAAUCUUGAAAACCAGAGAAGUGUAUGGGAAGGAGCCGUGGGAAUGCGAGGAAGAAGAACUGGCUGAGAUCCUGCAAGAACAGCUGCCAGAUGCAGAGAAAUAUGAAAUUAAUAAAUUCCACUUCAGCGACCUGCCCCUGACGGAACUGGAGCUGGUGAAAUGUGGAAUACAGAUGUACUAUGAGCUCAGAGUGGUGGAUAAAUUUCACAUUCCUCAGGAGGUUCUGGUGCGGUUCAUGUAUUCCCUGAGUAAGGGCUACCGCAGGAUCACCUACCACAACUGGCGGCACGGCUUCAACGUGGGGCAGACCAUGUUCUCCUUGCUGGUGACUGGAAAGCUGAAGCAAUACUUCACAGACCUGGAGGCCCUGGCCAUGGUCACCGCCGCCUUCUGCCAUGACAUUGACCACAGAGGCACCAACAAUCUCUACCAAAUGAAAUCCCAGAACCCACUGGCCAAGCUCCAUGGGUCCUCCAUCUUGGAAAGACACCACUUGGAGUUUGGCAAAACAUUGCUGAGAGAUGAGAGCUUGAAUAUCUUUCAAAACCUCAAUCGCAGGCAGCAUGAGCAUGCAAUCCACAUGAUGGACAUCGCGAUCAUUGCUACAGACCUCGCCUUGUAUUUCAAGAAGAGGACGAUGUUCCAAAAGAUCGUGGAUCAGUCUAAGACAUAUGAGACUCAACAGGAGUGGACGCAGUACAUGAUGCUGGAUCAGACACGGAAGGAAAUCGUUAUGGCCAUGAUGAUGACCGCCUGUGAUCUCUCAGCCAUCACCAAGCCUUGGGAGGUGCAGAGCAAGGUGGCGCUACUGGUUGCUGCCGAAUUCUGGGAACAAGGUGACCUGGAGCGCACGGUGCUGCAACAGAAUCCCAUUCCCAUGAUGGACAGAAACAAGGCGGACGAACUCCCCAAGCUUCAGGUCGGCUUCAUUGACUUCGUUUGCACCUUUGUCUACAAGGAAUUCUCCCGGUUCCACGAGGAGAUCACUCCCAUGCUGGAUGGGAUCACCAACAACCGCAAGGAGUGGAAGGUGCUCGCUGACGAGUAUGAAGCCAAGAUGAAGAUGCUGGAGGAGGAGAAGCAGAAAGGGCAGGCAGCCAACCAAGCCGCCGCAGGAAAUCAGCCUGGGGGAAAACCAGGCUCAGGUGGAGGCGCGCCUGCAUCCAAGUCCUGCUGUGUCCAGUAG
Messenger RNA from Lagenorhynchus albirostris (white-beaked dolphin), 2586 nucleotides. It is a transcript of the gene PDE6A, whose product is annotated as phosphodiesterase 6A. The record is from RefSeq and is a predicted model, not a curated record. The transcript is spliced from 22 exons. The coding region runs from base 1 to 2586 and encodes 861 amino acids. Lineage: Eukaryota; Metazoa; Chordata; Mammalia; Artiodactyla; Delphinidae. Gene Ontology annotation, biological process: signal transduction. Gene Ontology annotation, molecular function: protein binding; 3',5'-cyclic-nucleotide phosphodiesterase activity.